Saccharomycodes ludwigii is the source of this 237-nucleotide messenger RNA. It is a transcript of the gene QCR10, whose product is annotated as ubiquinol--cytochrome-c reductase subunit 10. Gene Ontology annotation, biological process: mitochondrial electron transport, ubiquinol to cytochrome c. NCBI's taxonomy places the organism in Eukaryota, Fungi, Ascomycota, Saccharomycetes, Saccharomycodales, Saccharomycodaceae. The transcript has 2 exons. Bases 1 to 237 code for a protein of 78 amino acids. The record is from RefSeq and is a predicted model, not a curated record.
AUGGUUGCCUACAUUUCCAGUUUAUCCUCUAAAACUGCCACUCACUUUGGCAGAUUAACCUUAAGAAACUUUAUCAACUAUAUUCCAGAUUUGGCUUUGUGGGGUGGUGCUUCUGCUUUUGGAAUUGCUUGUUUCACUGAAAACUGGCCAAUUUUUCAAGACACUUUUUACAAGAAAAUUCCAUAUUUUGGUUCUCACUGGGUCCACGACGUUGAUCCACAAGAUGUUCCAAAUUAA